AACAAAUUUACGGGUUUGCUCUUUUUUUGUUUUGUUCCUGUCGGAAUUGUGUAAUUCGGUUGAGGUUUUGGUGCAUGUGGUUUUAGAAUUUGCGUAUUUGAAAAUGGUUAAAUCAAUGUGACUUGUGUGAAUUAUCUGAAUUUUGAUAUCAUUGGCUUGAUGGAUUCAGAAUUGGAACCUGUAGCUCUUACACCGCAGAAACAAGACAAUGCUUGGAAGCAUUGUGAAAUUUACAAAUACGGUGAUAGACUUCAGAUGAGGUGUCUCUACUGUCGGAAAAUGUUCAAAGGGGGAGGUAUUACGAGGGUGAAGGAACAUCUUGCUGGUAAAAAGGGACAAGGCACGAUCUGUGACCAAGUUCCUGAAGAUGUGAGGCUCUUUUUGCAGCAGUGUAUCGAUGGAACCGUGAGACGCCAGAGGAAGAGGCAAAAAUCCAGUUCAGAGCCUUUGUCUGUAGCUGCUUUACCUCCUAUUGAAGGAGAAAUGCUGAUGGUUCAGUCUGAUAUGAAUGACGAUUUUAAAUCGCCGGGUAGUUCGGAUGUGGUUGUGCAAACCGAGAGUGUGAUGGGUGGCAGAACAAAGCAAAGGACUUACAGGAGUAGAAAGAAUGCUUUUGAGAAUGGUAGUGGGAGCAACAAUAAUGACCUGAUUAGUAGAGACAUGGACAAUUUGAUUCCAGUGGCGAUUAGUAGUGUAAAGAACAUUGUGCACCCGUCCUUUCGAGAUAAGGAGAAUACAAUCCAUAUGGCGAUUGGACGGUUUUUGUUUGGCAUUGGAGCUGAUUUGGAUGCAGUAAACUCUGUUAAUUUUCAACCAAUGAUCGAUGCUAUUGCCUCUGGAGGAUUCGGAGUGUCUGCCCCGACUCAUGAUGACCUUCGAGGUUGGAUACUGAAGAAUUGUGUAGAGGAAAGUACAAAAGAAAUUGAUGACUGCAAAGCAAUGUGGAAGAGGACAGGCUGUUCCAUUUUGGUUGAGGAAUGGAACACUGAUAAAGGCCUCAAAGUCCUUAACUUUUUGGUUUACUGUCCAGAAAAGAUAGUCUUUCUGAAAUCUGUGGACGCGUCUGAGAUGUUAUCUUCGCCGGAUAAGUUGUUUGAGCUACUUAGGGAGCUGGUUGAAGAAGUUGGCAAUGCCAAUGUUGUUCAAGUGAUUACAAAAUGCGAAGAUCACUACAUUGAUGCUGGGAAAAAGUUGAUGCUUGUGUAUCCUUCUCUAUAUUGGGUUCCUUGCGCUGCACAUUGCAUUGAUCAGAUGCUCGAGGAAUUUGGGAAACUAGGCUGGAUAAGUGAGACUAUCGAACAGGCUCGAGAUAUCACAAGAUUUAUUUACAACCGUAGUGGUGUUUUGAACUUGAUGUGGAAGUUUACUUCGGGUAAUGAUAUCCUGCAACCAGCAUUUAGCACUUCUGCCACAAACUUUGCUACAUUGGGUAGAAUAGCCGAGCUCAAAUCCAAUCUGCAGGCUAUGGUUACUUCGGCAGAGUGGAAUGAAUGUUCGUAUUCGGAAGAUCCCAGCGGGUUGGUGAUGAAUGCCAUCACUGAUGAAGGCUUUUGGAAGGCAGUAGAUUUGGUAAACCAUUUAACCGGUCCUCUUUUGCGGGCUUUGAGGAUAGUUUGUUCUGAAAAGAGGCCUGCAAUGGGGUAUGUCUAUGCAGCACUGUACCGAGCAAAAGAUGCAAUCAAAACACAUCUGGUUGAGAGGGAGAGUUACAUGAUAUACUGGAAAAUUAUAGAUCGAUGGUGGGAGCAGCAACAGCAUUCUCCUUUGCUUGCUGCUGGUUUCUUUCUUAACCCAAAAUUCUAUUAUAACUCCAACGAAGAAAUGCGUAGUGAAAUUAUUCUAUCGGUGCUCGAUUGCGUCGAGAGAUUGGUUCCUGACGACAAGAUUCAAGAUAAAAUCAUCAAGGAGUUAUCCUCUUACAAAGCUGGCAAUGGAGUUUUUGGAAGAAACUUGGCAAUCAGAGCUCGGGACACAACGCUUCCUGCUGAGUGGUGGUCUACAUAUGGAGAAAGCUGCUUGAACCUCUCACGUUUUGCGGUACGUGUUCUUAGUCAAACGUGCAGUUCAUCAGUUAGCUGCAGGAGAAACCAGAUACCUUUCGAACAAAUAUACCAAUCGAAGAACUCCAUUGAGCAGAAACGGCUCAGCGAUCUUGUAUUUGUUCAGUACAACAUGCGCCUCAGACAACUGGGUCCUGUAACCGGGGAUGACACACUAGACCCGUUAUCACACAACAGGAUGGAUGUUUUUAGAGACUGGGUUUCCGGAGACCUAGCUUGUGUUGAAGGAAAUGGAAGUGCGGACUGGAAGUUGCUCGAGUCUAUUCAUAGGAAUCAAGUAGUACCGAUCAUCGAUGAUACCGAAGACUUGGGACCAGGUUUCGAUGAUACUGAGAUAUUCAAAGGAGAAAAGGAAGUGAGAGAUGAAGUGUAUUAUACAAACACAUCGGAGAAAGUAUUCACGUGACGUCCCUAAGAUAUACCAUGGUUGGUUUAAGCCUCUUGGUUGGCUCUUUCUAACUCACAGGAAGCUGUUUGUAGUCGUAGGGUUUGAUCUGUAUUAUUAGAGGUUUUACUCUUUAGAUUUAUUCUUGUACAAGACGUUUCAGUAUUCUUCUUCAUACUCCCUCAUGCCUUUGUCCUCUCUUAGGUGAUAUUGUCAGGUUCUGUCCAGAUAUUAAAAUGUUUGACAAAUAUUGGGUGUUAUUGUCAGUUCUUAUGUUAUAAAAGCACCCUCUUAAUGCCCCAA
Messenger RNA from Capsella rubella, 2748 nucleotides. RefSeq lists its product as uncharacterized. The transcript is spliced from 5 exons. Lineage: Eukaryota; Viridiplantae; Streptophyta; Magnoliopsida; Brassicales; Brassicaceae. The coding region runs from base 160 to 2466 and encodes 768 amino acids. The record is from RefSeq and is a predicted model, not a curated record. Gene Ontology annotation, molecular function: DNA binding; protein dimerization activity.